Molecule: messenger RNA, 3474 nt
Organism: Fulvia fulva
Lineage: Eukaryota; Fungi; Ascomycota; Dothideomycetes; Mycosphaerellales; Mycosphaerellaceae
Product: Leucine--tRNA ligase, cytoplasmic
Exons: 1
Coding region: 1-3474 (1157 amino acids)
Biological process (GO): leucyl-tRNA aminoacylation
Molecular function (GO): leucine-tRNA ligase activity; ATP binding; aminoacyl-tRNA deacylase activity
Source: RefSeq, a predicted model, not a curated record
AUGGCAGCCGUUCAGGCCACGAAAGACGCCCUGGCCCCCGCCCAGCAGCCAAAGGGCACGCUCAAGAUCGAGAACACGGAGAAGCGGGACACGCUGAUUGCCAGCGAGAAGAAGUACCAGCAGCAAUGGCAGCUGAGCAAGGUCUUCGAGCAGGAUGCCCCGUCGCUGGAGGAAGUGCCAUACCACUCCAUCGCUCCCGCGGAGCUGCGCAAGAAGCACCCCAAGUACAUGGUCACCAUGGCCUACCCCUACGUCAACGGCACACCGCACGCCGGCCACUCCUUCACCGCCAGUAAGCUGGAGUUCGCCGUCGGAUGGGCGCGCAUGCAAGGCAAGCGAGCGCUGUAUCCCCAGGGCUUCCACUGCACGGGAAUGCCCAUCAAGGCCUGUGCAGACAAGCUGGUGCGCGAGAUUGACAUGUUUGGCAAGAACUUCGAGAAGUGUCCUGCCGACGAGGUCCAGGACGAGAACAACAAGCCCAAUGGCAACCCACCGGCGCCCACGCAGGAGACGACCAAGGAGGACGUCACCAAGUUCAGCACCAAGAAGUCAAAAGCAAACGCAAAGACCAACGUCGCACUCAAGUACCAGUUCCAGAUCAUGUUGGCUCUCGGGAUCCCCGUCGAAGAGAUCCACAGGUUCGCCGAUCCUCAAUACUGGUUGACACACUUUCCACCACUCUGGCAGCGCGAUCUGAACAACCUGGGCUGCCGUGUCGACUGGAGACGAUCCAUGGUUACCACCGACGCCAACCCAUACUACGAUGCCUUCGUUCGAUGGCAGGUCAACCGUCUGAAAGAGCUCGGCAAGAUCAAGUUCGGCAAGCGAUACACAGUCUACUCGCCCAAGGAUGGUCAGGCAUGUAUGGACCACGACAGACAGUCUGGCGAAGGUGUCGGCGUGCAAGAGUACACUGCAUUGAAGCUCCGCGUCAAGGAAUGGGCGGAGGCUGCCAAGAGCAAAGUUGAGGGAAAGAUACCAGAAGGUGGUAAUGUCUAUUUCGUGCCAGCGACUCUACGACCAGAGACCAUGUAUGGUCAGAACUGCUGUUUCGUCGGGCCAGCUGUCACAUAUGGCAUCUACGAGAUCGAGAAGGGCAAGGAGUACUACUUCAUCUCUGAUCGGGCAGCGCGGAACAUGGCUUUCCAGAACAUUUUCCCGCAAUGGGGUGUGUUUCCCAAAGUCGCUGAGCUGCAAGGCUCGGAUGUUGUCGGGACACUCGUCAACGCACCUUUGUCAACGAAGAAGGAUGGCGUGCGCAUCUUGCCAAUGGAGUCUGUCAAGCCGACAAAGGGUACUGGGGUAGUCACUAGCGUGCCAUCCGACUCGCCUGACGAUUAUGCGACCUGCUUGGAUCUCGCGAAGAAGGCCGAGUACUACAAGAUCCAGAAGGAGUGGGUCGACAUGGACAUUCUACCCAUCAUCGAGACGCCAUCCUACGGCAACUUGACGGCGAAGCACUUGGUUGAAACGAUGAAGAUCAACUCACCGAAGGACGCCAAGCAGCUUGCUGAAGCCAAAGAGCUUGCCUACAAGGAGGGCUUUUACAAGGGCAAGAUGAUCUACGGUGACUUUGCUGGCAAGAGCGUCGAGGAAGCCAAGCCUCUGGUGAGACAACAGCUGCUCGACGCUGGUGAAGCUUUUGCAUACGCAGAACCCGAUGGUCAAGUCAUCAGCAGAUCCGGUGAUGAGUGUGUUGCUGGGCAUCUCGAUCAGUGGUUCAUGAACUAUGGUACGCCGGAGAAAUCUGGUGAUCCAGAGUGGCAGCCCAAGGUCUUGAAGCAUGUUCAGAAUGAGCACGGCGACGGUCUGAACACGUUCUCGACCGAGACCAAGAACGCCUUUGUACAGGUCAUGGACUGGCUAGCUCAGUGGGCGUGCGCACGAAGCUACGGUCUGGGCACGAAGCUGCCAUGGGACCAAAGCCAGCUUGUUGAAAGUUUGUCAGAUUCGACCAUCUACAUGUCAUACUAUACCAUUGCACACUUGCUACACAAGGACAUCUUCGGCAAGGAGCGUGGUGAAGCCAACAUUGCGCCCGAAGAACUCACUGACGAAGUCUGGGAUUGGUUGUUUGACCGGACGGACGAAAUCCCCCAGACCUCGAUCAAGGAAGAGACCCUUCACCGCAUGCGACGCGAAUUCGAGUACUGGUAUCCUUUGGACCUUCGUGUUUCCGGCAAGGACCUGAUCCAGAAUCACUUGACCUUUUUCCUCUACGUCCACGUUGCGCUCUUCAAGCCAGAGUACUGGCCACGUGCUGUGCGUGUAAACGGACACCUGUUGCUAAACGGAGAGAAGAUGUCGAAAUCUACAGGAAACUUCCUUACUCUGUCAGACUCGAUAGCGAAGUUCGGCGCCGACGCAACACGUAUCGCGCUUGCAGAUGCUGGCGACACGAUCGAGGACGCCAACUUUGAUGAGACUGUCGCAAAUGCAAACAUUCUUCGCAUGUACGAGCUUCGUCUGUGGUGCGAGAGCGUCAUUAAUGAUGCUCGUCUUCUCAAAGACGGCGAAACCUACGACCAAGUCCGCCAGAACGAGCGACAUAAGACCAACGACUCAAUUCAGCGCACUGGCGAGAAGCACUUCUGGGACGAGGUGUUCGAGAACGAGAUCAAUGGUCUAGUGAAGGAAGUUGAGCAGCAUUACAGCGAGACAAACUACAAGUCGGCCCUGAAGUACGGACUGUACGACUUCGCCGGCGCGCGCGAUUUCUAUCGUGAAGUGACAAAGGCCGCCGGCAUCGGCAUGCACCACGAUCUGGUGAGGCGCUAUGUCGAGCUGCAAGCAUUGAACGUGACCGUUGUAGCACCCCACUGGGCUGAGCACAUUUGGCUCGAGGUCCUGAAAAAGGCGGAGACUGUUCAGAACGCUCUCUACCCUCAGGCUCCAGAGACCAAGCCGCAUCUUACAGCUGCGCGCGAUUACGUGCGCUCAACGAGUAGCAACAUCACCAGCGCUGAAGGCGCUCAGCUUAAGAAGAUGCAAAAGGGCAAGCAGACUUCAUACGACCCGAAGAAGGACAAGAAGCUUACCGUGUUUUGCGCUCUCAAGUACCCAGAAUGGCAGGACAGCAUCAUCGAUAUCGUGCGGAAGAACUUUUCUGACAUGAAGCUUGACGUUUCUGGCGUGUCAAAGGCUAUCGACAAGAAGGAGAGCAAGCGAGCAAUGCCAUUCGUGCAAGUCCUCAAGAAGAGCCUCGAGGGUGGCAUCGACCCAAGCACAGUUUUCGAGCGCAAGCUGGCAUUCGACGAAGUGGAAGUGUUGACCGAAAUGGUACCUGGUCUACAACAAACCAUCCAAAAGUGCGCAUCUGUGGAGAUCGUGGCGGUGGAACAGGAGGGAAAGAAGGGCAAGGUGGUUGCCGGUGCUUCGGGCGUGAAGGUCGGUGAGGACCGCACAGAGCUGCCUCAGGCUGCAGAGAAUGCUGUGCCAGGCCAGCCGACGUUCUUUUUCGAGAACUCUGCAUGA